UGUGUCCUUUAGAUCCAUUUCAAUCGAUGAUCAUAUUAUAUAUAUACGUAUAGAAGCCAUGUGUAUUUUAAUCGUGAACGACGAUUUUAUCGAGUUCUCACAAAUUCUGUAAUGGAUAAUCUCUUGAUUUGUUUACAAUUAUUUUUGAGUGAAUAUUUUUGUACAGCUAUAUAAUGCAAAAAGUGCGCCGUGUUCUAUUAUUAUCACUCGAGUGAUGACACAGUCAAUCCGAUAAAAUUGAUGGCACCAUACCUAUGUGAUAAGAAGAUCAUCUAGAAACGAAUAAAUUAGUAUCAGCAGUCAAAUAAAAAUGUCUGAAAAACUUUCAAAUAAUCAACCACAGCCCAUUGUUAAAAUAGGCCAUUAUACAUUGGGCCAAACUUUAGGAGUAGGCACGUUUGGCAAAGUAAAAAUUGGAGAACAUGUUUUAACAAAGCACAAAGUUGCUGUGAAGAUCUUGAAUCGUCAAAAGAUCAAAAGCCUCGAUGUUGUAGGCAAAAUUCGCAGAGAAAUACAAAAUCUUAAACUCUUUAGACACCCUCACAUCAUCAAACUAUACCAGGUCAUAAGUACUCCUACAGACAUAUUCAUGAUAAUGGAAUAUGUUUCGGGUGGAGAGCUAUUUGAUUAUAUUGUUAAACAUGGCAAGCUUAAGGAAUACGAAGCACGGCGAUUUUUCCAACAAAUUAUAUCGGGCGUUGAUUAUUGCCAUCGGCAUAUGAUAGUUCAUCGCGAUUUAAAGCCGGAAAAUCUUCUAUUAGAUCACAAUCUUCAUGUGAAGAUCGCAGACUUUGGUCUGUCGAACAUGAUGAUGGAUGGUGAGUUCUUACGUACUUCAUGCGGCUCUCCGAAUUACGCUGCGCCAGAAGUUAUAUCCGGCAAAUUGUACGCUGGCCCCGAAGUAGAUAUUUGGUCCUGCGGUGUUAUAUUGUACGCGCUACUUUGCGGCACCUUACCAUUCGAUGAUGAACAUGUUCCUACUCUCUUUCGCAAAAUCAAAUCUGGUGUCUUUCCCAUUCCGGAAUAUUUGAAUAAAACUGUUGUUAGCCUCUUAUGCCACAUGUUACAAGUCGAUCCAAUGAAAAGAGCAACUAUCGAAGAUAUAAAGAAACAUGAAUGGUUCCAAAAAGAUUUACCAUCGUACUUAUUCCCGUCGCCUGUAGAGCAAGAUUCAUCCGUCAUUGAUAUAGAUGCCGUGAACGAAGUGUGCGAGAAGUUUAAUGUUAAAGAACCGGAAGUGCAUUCCGCGCUGUUGGGCGGCGAUCCGCAUGAUCAGUUGGCAAUCGCUUAUCACUUAAUCAUAGACAAUAAGAGAAUUGCGGAUGAAGCCGCGAAGGCGGAAUUGAAAGAUUUUUAUGUGGCGUCUAGCCCUCCACCGGUCACGUUCAGCCCGAACGAUGCGAACAACAGUCCAUUGAGGCCUCAUCCAGAAAGAAUAGCACCAUAUCGUGAACGUCAAGGUUCGCAGAGUAGCGUACCUGCGCAAAUGCCAGGUAAUCGCGGCACACCUGUAAAAAGAGCGAAAUGGCACUUGGGAAUUAGAUCACAGUCGAAACCGACCGACAUUAUGAAUGAAGUUUAUCGCGCCAUGAAGGCGCUUAACUUUGAAUGGAAGAUCAUAAAUGCAUACAGUGUUAGAGUACGGCACAAAAAUCAGUUAACCGACAGGUAUAGCAAAAUGUCGCUACAAUUGUAUCAAGUUGAUUAUAAGAGUUAUUUACUGGACUUCAAGUCUUUAUCGAGCGAAGAGGAUGAUAUUGGACGUGAUCCAACAUUACCGCCUCCGCAAGCAACGGGCCAUCAUACUAUGGAAUUUUUUGAAAUGUGCGCGGCAUUAAUUACACAAUUAGCGCGAUAACACGUUUGUUUUUUGAAAUUUAUGUUAAAUCUUGUUGCUUUUAAAAUUGUACAGUACGAAAUAAACACAGGUUAUUGUAAAAUCCA
Linepithema humile (Argentine ant) is the source of this 1944-nucleotide messenger RNA. It is a transcript of the gene AMPKalpha, whose product is annotated as AMP-activated protein kinase alpha subunit. Gene Ontology annotation, biological process: intracellular signal transduction; protein phosphorylation. NCBI's taxonomy places the organism in Eukaryota, Metazoa, Arthropoda, Insecta, Hymenoptera, Formicidae. The record is from RefSeq and is a predicted model, not a curated record. Gene Ontology annotation, molecular function: ATP binding; protein serine/threonine kinase activity. Gene Ontology annotation, cellular component: cytoplasm.